AUGGAAUUCAGUUGCAAAGAAUUCAAGGUGGGAAAAUGCGAAGGGGAGAGGCUGGUGGAAGGGGAGACCAUACCGCUAGUGCUGCGGCCGCCCGCAGAGGAUAAAAACCAGUUGGAGUGUUUGUUGGAGGCAAUAGGGAAAAACAAGGAAUGGUUUCAUCAGAUGAUAGUGAAGAACAGCGCAGUUCUUUUGAGGGGAUUUGAUGUGAAGAAUGCUGUUGACUUCAACGACGUGGUGGAGGCGUUCGGGUGGGACGAGAUAAGGUACGUGGGGCCCGCACCGAGGACGCAGGUUCACAAGAGAAUUUGGACAGCCAAUGAAGGUGACUUGUCUGAGUUCAUACACUAUCACCAUGAGAUGCUCUCGGUAAAAGUAUUUCCGGAGAAAGUAAUACUCUUUUGUGAAGUAGCUCCGCCGCAUGGUGGAGAGACGCCCUUCAUUCCUAGUUUUCGUGUAACGGAACGCAUGCUUGAGGAGUUCCCCGAGUUUGUUGAAGAAUUGGACAACAAGGGGCUCAAAUACACCUUCAAAGUUCUUGGCAAGAAGGAUUCAUCUUCCACGAAAGGUCGAGGUUGGGAGAACGCCUUUGGAACAUCAGAUAAAGCCGAAGCAGAAAAGAAAGCUAACGCAUUAGGUUUUGGUGUGGAAUGGCUACCGGAAGGUGGUGUAAAGACAAUAUUGGGACCACUGAGUUUGACAAGGGUGUUUGAAGAAAGAAAAGGGAGGAGAAUGUGGUUCAACACCAUGGUUGGGAUGCACCGAAAGGAGGUGAGCAACGUUACGAUGGCCGACGGUACAGAGAUCCCCGAGGAAAUCGUGAAGAGAUGCUCCGAGAUUUUGGAAGAGGAAAGCAUACAAUUCAAGUGGGAAAAGGGAGAUGUUCUUUUCUUGGAUAACUAUGCUUUGCUUCAUGGUAGAAGGCCUUCCCUUCCACCUAGAAAGGUCUUGGCUGCUUUAUGCAAAUAG
Molecule: messenger RNA, 966 nt
Organism: Erythranthe guttata (spotted monkey flower)
Lineage: Eukaryota; Viridiplantae; Streptophyta; Magnoliopsida; Lamiales; Phrymaceae
Product: clavaminate synthase-like protein At3g21360
Molecular function (GO): oxidoreductase activity
Source: RefSeq, a predicted model, not a curated record